Mus pahari (shrew mouse) is the source of this 1076-nucleotide messenger RNA. RefSeq names its product dnaJ homolog subfamily C member 9. Bases 92 to 871 code for a protein of 259 amino acids. Gene Ontology annotation, cellular component: cytoplasm; nucleus. The record is from RefSeq and is a predicted model, not a curated record. Gene Ontology annotation, molecular function: heat shock protein binding. The transcript has a single exon. NCBI's taxonomy places the organism in Eukaryota, Metazoa, Chordata, Mammalia, Rodentia, Muridae.
UGGGCGGGAAAAGGCGGCCGGUGGCCGGCGGUCAGGGAGAGCGGCUGUGGCUACAGCUUCGCCGAGGUCGCGGAGCAGCCUCUUCCCUGGCAUGGGGCUGCUGGAGCUGUGCGAGCAGGAGUUCGGCACCGCCGACCUCUACCAGGUGCUGGGCGUGCGGCGCGAGGCUUCGGACGGCGAGGUCCGACGCGGCUACCACAAGGUGUCCCUGCAAGUGCACCCCGACCGAGUAGAGGAGGACCAGAAAGAGAACGCCACCCGCCGCUUCCAGAUCCUGGGAAGAGUCUACGCGGUUCUGAGUGACAAGGAACAGAAAGCUGUGUACGAUGAACAGGGGACAGUGGACGAAGACUCUGCUGGCCUCAACCAAGACCGGGACUGGGAUGCAUAUUGGAGAUUACUCUUUAAAAAGAUAUCGCUAGAGGAUAUCCAAGCUUUUGAAAAGACAUACAAAGGCUCUGAAGAAGAGCUAAACGAUAUUAAGCAGGCCUAUCUGGACUUCAAGGGCGACAUGGAUCAGAUCAUGGAGUCUGUGCUUUGUGUACAAUACACAGAUGAACCCAGGAUAAGAAACAUCAUUCAAAAAGCUAUUGAAUCCAAAGAGAUUCCAUCCUACAAUGCCUUCGUCAAAGAGUCUAAACAAAAGAUGAAUGCAAGGAAAAGAAGGGCUCAGGAAGAGGCUAAGGAAGCAGAGCUGAGCAGAAAGGAGCUGGGGCUGGAAGAUGGAGCGGAGAACUUGAAAGCACUCAUCCAGAGCAGACAAAAGGAUCGGCAAAAGGAAAUGGACAGUUUUCUGGCUCAAAUGGAAGCAAAAUACUGCAAACCUUCCAAAGGAGGGAAAAGAACAGCACUCAAGAAGGAAAAGAAAUAACGGAGUUUUUCUCUUCAUGGGUCCUUAUGUGUCAGUGGUACAGUGUAGACAAGGUGAUGACAGCCAUUAAUGUAACCUUUGAGAGAAGUUGUCUGUCCUGCCUAAGCCAACCAGGGUUCAUCGACCUUAUCUUAGUAGUUUCUAGAAUUCACCUAACACUGUGUGAGGGCUUCAUGUGAAGGAUGUGCAGUGGUGAUGGUUGGGA